GUCAAAGGUUUUGGUCUUGUUCAUCAGAUUCAGGUGUGUCCUCUUCCUCAUUCUUCUCUCACCAUUGCUCUUAGCAAAUGUGUAAAACCCUCAACCCCUCACCGCCCUUUUAAUCUUCAAUCACAACUUCACAAACCCAAUGCCCCACUUUGUAAAUUUUCCAUUUUUCUCAUGCUUACACAGAUUAAAAACCCUUACUUUCUCAACACAACAAAUGGGUAUGGCUUCUGUUGCUGAUACCCUUUAUAGUCAUCUGCAUAAAAACAAUGGCAGUGUUGAGAAUUCAUUGUCUAAGGUUAAGCCCAAAUUGGAUUCUCGAUGUGUCAUCGAAGUUCUGAGUAGGUGCUAUCCCAAGGAAUCUCAAUUGGGUAUUAGGUUUUUCAUUUGGGCUGGAUUUCAAUCUGGGUACAGGCAUAGUGCUUACAUGUAUAGGAAAGCAUAUAACUUGCUUGGGAUUGAUCAAAAUCCUCGGAUGAUUUGUGAUGUGAUUGAGUCUUAUGAGGCUGAAGGGUGUUUAGUUACUGCCAACAUGUUUAGGGAGGUUCUUAAUCUGUGUAAAGAAGCUCAGCUUGCUGACGAGGCUUUGUGGGUGUUAAGGAAAAUGGAGAAUUUUAGCUUGCGUGCUGACACUGUGAUGUAUAAUGUGGUUAUAAGGUUGUGUUGCAAGAAGGGUGACGUUGAAAUGGCUGAGAAGUUGAUGAGAGAGAUGAGUUUGAAUGAUCUUUGUCCUGAUGUGAUUACAUAUAUGACAAUGAUUGAGGGAUUCUGUAAUGUGGGUCGAUCGGAGGAUGCUUACUCUUUGCUCAAGGUUAUGCGAGUACAUGGAUGUUUGCCCAGUUCGGUGGUUUUAUCGGCCAUUUUAGAUGGGUUAUGUAGGUCUGGAUCUAUGGAAAGGGCAUUGGAAUUGUUGGAUGAAAUGGAGAAAGGUGGGGAUUGUAGUCCAAAUGUUGUUACAUAUACAUCUCUGAUUCAAAGUUUUUGUAAGAGAGGCCAGUGGACAGAAGCAUUGGAUAUUCUGGAUAGAAUGAAAGCUUUUGGAUGUCUUGCAAAUCAUGUUACUGUUUUUACUUUGAUUGAGAGCCUUUGUGCUGAAGGUCGAGUGGAAGAAGCUUUUAGGUUGAUUGACAAAUUUGUGGUGGAACAUAGUGUUUCAUACGGUGAUUGCUACAGUUCACUUGUGAUUUCUUUGAUAAGGAUAAAAAAACCUGAGGAAGCAGAGAGGCUCUUCAGGGAAAUGCUUGCUGGUGAGUUCAAACCUGAUACUUUGGCAUCUAGCCUUUUGCUAAAGGAGCUCUGUAUGAAGGACAAGGUUCUUGAUGGAUUCUAUUUGCUUGAUGCAAUUGAGAAUAUGGGAUGCUUGUCUUCUAUUGACUCUGAUAUUUAUUCUAUUCUUCUAAUUGGGCUUUAUCAAAGACGCCACUUGACAGAGGCCACAAAUCUGGCCAAGAUAAUGCUUAAGAAAUCAGUUCCGCUAAGACCUCCAUAUCAACAAAGUGUAAUUGAUAUCCUAAGAAAAUCUGGAGAAAAAGAUCUUGUGAACAAGUUCACUAGCGUACGUAAGGAGCUGCAAUGAUAAAUUAUCUUAUGAAGGAGGUCACAUCCAUUGUUUAUCUGCGGCUUCUGUUCAUCAAGUUUACAUUGUAUAACUGCAACUGUAAGGAUAUGUUUCUGUAAUGUAGGCUGAUAUCGCCUUGGCUCAUUUUUUUCUCAUUAAGGUGACAGUAAUUUUGUUCUGCUUCUUGAGAACAGUAUGCUUGCAUCUGUCUUUUUGCUAAGCCUAUACUCAGCUGUAGAAACAUUAGAUUAUAGUCAAUCUUGACAACUUCUUCAACCCAUUUUCCUUAUACUAAUUGAUG
Messenger RNA from Gastrolobium bilobum, 1856 nucleotides. Its product is annotated as pentatricopeptide repeat-containing protein At5g47360. Gene Ontology annotation, molecular function: protein binding. The transcript has a single exon. Lineage: Eukaryota; Viridiplantae; Streptophyta; Magnoliopsida; Fabales; Fabaceae. The record is from RefSeq and is a predicted model, not a curated record. The coding region runs from base 140 to 1573 and encodes 477 amino acids.